AUGCCAGGACCUUCUCAGCACGAAGGCCCUGGGGAUUGGGUUGGCUAGAACCGAGUCCACGUUGAGCGUGCGAGUCCACUUUGAGAAUGCCCGAGUCACGCGCGUAGUGCGUAGGACGAAGACCGUGGCGAGGGUACUAAUUCGGCUCGGCUAUUUACACACAGAGAAAAGAAAGCAUUAGCGAAGUCUAAAGUUCAUCAGUAAUCGCGGCCGCAUAGCUCUGCAUGGGUGGUCAUCUCACCGAUCUCAAAAAUAUAGCUGUUCUCCAGGAGUAAAGCAAGCGAAGACUUAAAAAUAAUGACAGAAAGCUUGGAAAUCGUUUCACACAAUAUGUUGUAAAUCACCUUUUUCAAAUUUUAAAGAAACGAUAAGUAUGGAAAAUCCUGAAGUUUGUUUUUGCUGUUCAUGUAUGAAUUUGCUGUUCAUUUUUCUAAAAGGGUUUUUUCUAAAGCUCAAAAAAAGAUAGCAAAUUAUUUUCAUUUGAAAGUACGAGUAAUUAAAGAGUUCAUCGGCAAAGAGCAGUUUAUUUCAGUCAACAUUUAAAAAGUUUUACCAAGCGUUUGGUGUUGAAUUUUACUUCAAAAACUCAUUAAUAAUUCAUGAGGAAAACACAAAGAAAAAUCAUAAGCGUGUCGUAUCUUGAUAUGUAUGUAAUAGAGUUUUCCCCUUGAUUUAAAUAAACUUUAACUUUGAUUGACUCGACUUACUAUAGAUCGAUCGUUUUUGAAGCAAUUUAAAACGCCUCGUACCUUUAUAUCUGAUAAAACACUACUGCUCAUGUUUUAAAUAGUACAUUAAUUAAAAUAAAGUCCAUAGAAUGCAAAACAACAUACCUACUUUAAUCGUUAUAUAUAUUAGAAAUCGGUAGUUCAAAAUAUACAUAGUUUAAUUUGUCAUAAUGUAUUAAUCAUUAUUUUGGAAUUGAUUUAGGGUACUCAUGGUGAUGACGGUGAUCCUGGUGAUGUUGGUCAAUCUGGAGAAGCUGUAAGUAUUAACAGUCGUUAAAUUUAUACGUUCAAGGUUUAUCUGGCAAUUCUUUUUUGGCUAUUGUUAUUUACUUGCGUAAUCGGCAAAUUACAAAAUUGAUGAUGUAAUAGACGUGUCAAGGAAAUAGGCGACUUCCACCAAGAGAUGAUGUAAAAUAGCACAUGGUGAUUUUUUAGUGACAUGUCGAACUUUUGGUACUACUUUUGGUGCAGCUUGCAAUGUCUACGAGGAAACGGCCACAUUGUAGCCGAUCUCAUGACUAGAGUAAUUUUUUUAAUACAUGUACAAAAUCGUUUUGAAAAUAAAUAUUUAUAUCUUAUCUUCAACAAACAAGUAAGAAGACGGUGUGAUAUACAGUAUGUCUCGUCUGCCAAGUUUUACUUUUUAGUUUUCACCAUAAUCAAAUGCAUUUUGUUUUUGCGGCCGUCUUGAAUGACUUGAAUUUAUUUAUUUAAAUUUUGUGGUUACAUAUCUGCACUUGCACGUCGGCGAGGAGAAUUCAGGCGGGCUCGGAAACGUGCCGAUUAACAUUAAUUGGCACAUCUAAAUAUCUUUUAUAUUAAGUGCAUAUGAUUAUGAAGAUCGACAAGUUUGCUCAUUUAUGUUUUUUUCCAGAACUGCGCUUGAAAUAUGCUAAUGAAUAUUUAUAGCACAAUUUCAAGUGGUUCAGGAACAUCGAUUUUACUUUUCCAGGGAGAUGCAGGUCUUAAAGGUCCUGUUGGUGCACAAGGCGAUAUGGGAGCUAAAGUAUGUGUUCCUUCAAUUAUAAUAACAACAAUAAUAUUAAUAAUAAUAAUACUAAUAAACCGACGAAGAGAUUAUCUCGAUCCCGGGCAUACUAUGUAGAGAAAGAGACGAAACGGUUGCUUGUCUUAUAUGUGAAUGUAGGACCCUCGCUCAGACAGAGUAUAAGGCGUGGCGGCAUGACUAAAUUGCGCAGGUUAUAUUAGCGACCUUAAGCAUGUGGAACGGGAACGCGACGGCGACGGUAAACAAACCAGUUGAACCAAAUGAUUACUGAAGAAAAACUUUAUCCAUGAAUCGUAUGAAAAUAAUACAGUUUAAGGAUCAAGGUUAACACAGGGUUUGUGUUUGAGAAUGGUUCUAGGAACCAAUUGAAAGUAUUACUUUCAGCAGUUUGAAAUGCACGCGUUGUAUAGAAGACGUGAUUAUCAACUGUAUUUUGCCGUUGUAAAAAGAGCAAUGCAUGGCGACGUCUAAAACUCACGUAGGAUUUUACCUGCUAAUUUCUGUUCGUUUUCUUGUAUUAGUAUUACAUUAAUAGGCGUUUUCAUUUCACUUUUGUCCUGCUUCUUGACGUUCUUAAUAACAGUAGUCCUAUAUAUAAUUAUAAAAGUGUAAAAUGUAAGGCUGUUUUUGUCACGUCCCCGCACUGGAUUAGUAAGCCUUGCUUCAGUUCACUAUUCAUUGGCAACUAUAUAUUUGAAAAGCUGACGACCUCUGGCACACUUCAGUAGAACUGAACCAGCUUUUUCGCAUCAACUAAGCUGAGAUAAAAAUAUAAUCAUUAUAAUUUUUAAGCCGUGAUUUUUAGUAAUAAUUUUAUUGGGACAGAAAGUUGAUACAUCUAGCGAACCCACCUAGCCGCUAGGACAAGGAGAGAUCUCACCUAGUCGGGCUGGCUUGUUCCUCAUAUGAACACAAGUUGAAUUUUAUAUGCGUUAACAAUUAAAGGGCAUGCAGAUCUCUUUCUGGGCUCAUAAUUAUGAACAGGCCCUUGAGGAAAAAAAGAAAAACAUGCAUGGUUAACUUAUGAACAUAAAUUGGUUCGACUUAGAUAUAUUACUCAAAUGUUACACUAUUUUAUCACUGUUGUGGAUUGCCUAAAAUGAUAUUUAUUUUUUAAAGGGUAAAAAAGGCGCGAGCGGAAGCAACGGUGCUGAUGGAGCUGCGGUAAGUUAUUUCUACAACUAUUAUGGGAAAGAAGAUUAAUUUGGAGAUGUGCUGGAAAGUUGUUUGUUUCAGGAUGUAUAAUAGUUUGAAAUCGUUAAUUGACUGGAAAUGAAAAGAUAAAACCAGCUAAUUCUAACAUCACUAACGAGGCAUACUUGAAACUGAAGCUGUGUUCACCGAGUAAUCUCAAAGGCUAAAUUCACUUCCAAGUGACCAUGCAAGUAUGUUAAUUUAACGCAUGUUGAUCUCUUGAUAAACUGCCUCUUCUCUAGGAUCAUUUCAAGUCAAGAUAAAUUACAGUUGGGGAUGGAAGAGCAAUAAUUAACAAUUAUUCACCUCAGUGCAUGUUGGUGAUAUAGUGCAAGUAAAUUAAUGCACCACACGCGAAGGGUUGAGGUGAAUAUCCUUGCACUACUCACCAACACUGAGGUGAAUUAUUGUUUUAGCGUAUUACUAUAACAGACCAAAUUCAAAAAUGACCAAAGAACAACGAAAAUACUUGUAUUUGUAAACAAUUUGUGUUUCAGCUCCCGUAAUAGUUGUGAACAAAACCGUACUUACACGCUCUAGCUUACUGGUAAUAUUAUUCAUUAGAAAUAGCUUUAAAGAAUGCCUCCAGACAUUGUUAAACAAGACGAAGUUAUAGUGGAAAGGAAUCUAUAAAGAAUAAUGAAAACUAGAAAAUGAAUGAACAAUUCAAAAAUACGACGAAUAAUGUAUAAUUUGGAAAUAUUUGACAUAAACGCUGAAAAAAGUUUCUGACUUAUUUAUCUCAAAAACUUGAGUGAAAUAAUGCAUCCACAGCGACACAAAAUUCUGUGUAAAAGUACUCAAAUAUUUUAGUAAAUUUGCUUAUAUAUAAAUUUGAAUCCCUGUGCAUAGGCACAUUAUUUGCAUGUAUGCAAUACAUACAGCAUCAAUGCAGUGUUGUACUACAGUAGACGUACGUAUACACAUGCAUGCAUCAUCCAAUUGGGCAAAGUAACCAGCAAUUGACGUAUUCGAAGGAUGUGUUCUAAAACUCCUGAAGCAAAACAGGAUUUUUUUUACACAGUAUUUUUAUUUAUAGGGAACUCCUGGUAGGACUGGUGACAAUGGUGCCGCCGGUGAUGCUGGACAGCCGGUGAGUUAAUGAUUUAUUAACCUCUUUCAAGGGAUUUGUUUGGUCUAUUUUCAAUUAAAAGAGGCAUUUUCAAUUUGGCAUACCAUCUAAUAUCGCUUCAUUAUACCAUAAAUCACCUUUGUAAGAUAAUUUUGGAAUUUAGAUAUCAAACUACUGCUCUAAAACCAAAAAAAACUUUGGUGUAAUACAUUAAAACCGGUAUUUAGUACCUGUAUUAAUACACCUUAAUUUGGUAAUUGUGUAAUGGAUUCUAUUAAAAGAGUGUCCCUUAAAGGAUGUUCCACUCACGUACCAGUCCCUAAAGGAUGUUCCACUCACCAAAACCCACCCUUGAACGUAUAGAGGGUACGCUGGGAAAGGCCACAUUUUAGCAAUGUCUUCUUGAUUUCCAAAUUUACUUUGCCUUAACCAGUAACCAGUAUUAUAUAAUAACUACAGUCAAACACGCAAUUUGAUUGGUCAACAGCCGUGCAGGAUCAGACAAUCCUGCACGGGAAAUUCUGAACCGAAAUUAUUGCAUAUAAUUUUACAAAUAUACUCGCAUUGUAAAGUUUCAUUGUACGAUACCUUUCGACUUUGAAGUAAGUUUCCAAUUAAUGAGACGUUGGUUUAGUUGUAUGAAUAAAUUUCUGAUUGUUACAUUGCUAUUCAGCAAGCAGCAACGCGUAAGCGUUGAAAUUCAUCAGACCAUGGCAUGCAAGUACAACAUCUCUCGCUUCAACUGAAGUUGAUCAAACGCUUCGCAAUCUUCACAUAUUCAGCUAGAGAAUCUUCACUACUACUUUGACUGUCUGUUUAGCGGGUUUUCCAUUUCAAAUUUCGUAUAUUUUAUCGAAAAACUCCCUGUAUUUUCGCUGUAUACUUUCGCUGUAUACUUUCGCGAAUUUGUGAUCAAAUUCUGUUCACAUAUGUUGUUGUUUUCAAUAGCGUGGAUUAGCGAUUCUCUGAUUGGUUAAUUCACGAAUGUUGUGAGAACUGCACAUUUCAUCAGUAAUUUUAAUCAAGUUAAACGUCGUUUCACUGUAGUAAUUUUAUAAAACAAUUACCAAAUGGUUUUCCCGUGCAGGAUAGCAUGAUCCAUGUACUUGGGAUGUUGCUCGACUUUCGGAAAGCGUAAAAAUACACUCGCCUACGGCUCGUGUAUUUUUAAGCUUUCCGAAAGUCUCGCAACAUCCCUCGUGCACGGAUCACGCAAUCCUGCACGGAAAACCAUUCGGUAUUCCUUUAAUGAUAUAUUUCAUAAGUAACUUAAAAAUGAUGCUGGUAUUCAUAUUUUUCUACAAAUGUAGUUUUCUCUCAUUUAGGGACCACCAGGUUUAACUGGAAGUUCUGGACCACGAGGAGAAUCAGUAUGUUUAUAGGCACUGUUUAUAUACUUGUCUUUAUGUAUACAUGUACAGCAAGUGUUAAAUCACUUUCGUUAAUCAUUUACUAAGAAUAUAGUCCUAUUAUGAGAGCUCUGAAAUUCAACAGUCUGUCCAGUUUGACCGUGGUCAUUCUAUACUAAGCUCGGUAUGUUUUCUUGCCCGGUUUCUCUCUCGUAGGUUCUCUCACGUAGUAACACUAAAAUAAUUAAUAAUAUGUAAAUUGAACCCAAGUGCACGACAACCUCUCUAAUAUGACCGCUAAUAUGUUCACCACCUUUCAUGCAUGAUGACGUCACGUAAUACUAACAACUGCCAGAAUUAACGCACUUGUUGGGAAUAACCAAUAUGGCUUUAUAAUCAAUAUGGCGUUUUCAGUAAAAAUAUGGAAAUUUUGAUUUUCAACAUCACAUUGGUUUGAAAUGGACAAUGAUCACGUGAUUGGUCAUCCAAACAUGUCCAAUACUGUCGCAUUCAACGACUCGUGAAAUUCGGAAGUCGUACAGUACAUGAUUCACGCGAGUCCUUGUUAAAUUCGUGAAAUUUCACGACUUGUAGCAUUCAACGACUCGUGAAAUUCGAAAGUCGUGAUACACGAGUCGUGGUUUAGCCAUGCAUGCAUUACUGCAUUAGUACCACCUUCACGAUAUUAGUACUAGUACGACUCCGUUAAAUUCGUGAAAUUUCACGAUUUGUCACAUUCAACAACUCGUGAAAUUCGAAAGUCGUGAUUGACGACUUGUACUUUAGUCAUUAGUAAGACCACGAAAUUCGUACGACUCGUAAUUAAGCAAGUGAAAUUUCACACCGCAAUUGAGAUUAUAAAUUACAAAUCUUCAUCUCAAAUAUAUAGCCUAUGUUCAUUCCUCCUCUUCAAGAAAGACCGGGCUGUGGUGGACUUUAGUACCACCUGAAACCGGAGAAAUCGGGAUGGGUAUUUUCAAGUAGGUACAGACCUGGGUGUUUCGAAACGCAAUGGUAAACGGGGGGGGUGCGUUUAGCCGCAGGAGGGGGGGGGUUAUAGUGAAGUGAUGUAAUUACCUUUCGCAUCAUUGUCUUCGAACUGUUUAGUAUUCGCAUUUGCUACUUUUCUUGUAAAUUCUCUGUAACAGAAGUCAUGAUACUUGAACUCUUUGCUAUUAAAUCGAUAUCUCUAAUUUCAUAAAAGAGGUUGGUGUCUUUCGCUUCUGCCGAUUCCUUGAUUUGCGCAGCAGCCAUAUUGGUUGCUAAUGUGAUAGGAAAAUAUAACUUUCCAUUCUUUUUUACCCGGUAUUUUUUGCAGAAAUUGCAUUCCUUUGGAUAAAGGUUACGAGAGCAAUCAGAGCUGGAUUCACCACGCUUUAAGCGCAUUACAUUUGGUUGUGAAUCGGGAGAGCUUUCUGAAUGCUUCCUUUUUUCUUGAGAAAGUAUCAGAACAAACUUUUUAUAGCACGGUUCUAGAUGAACGUCGUGUAACGACGGAUUGAACUGAUUUAGCUCAGGGACAGAAUCGCCCUGUUUUUUGUGAUGGUUAGAGCCACCUUUUGAUUCUCGUAGAGUUUUCGCUUGCUGAAUUCGUUCCAAGUUAACUUCUGACAACUGUUUUAUGUUACUGUAUUUUCCGUCAUCAAUAUCAUAAUGAACCACACACUUUAAGUCUGCCACAUCUGCAAAAAUUGAUUCAAAUUAUCUCACUAACAUUAAUAAUUUUUAGAAAAACUGACUUUACUUUUCAGCAAUAUUUAAUAUUAUUGUAUAUCUGCAAGUGAGUCACUUAUGAAUUCUUUCAAUUCCAAAUUAGCAUUGCCUUUAAGUUAGGGGCGGACCAUUAGAAAAGUGAUGGGGGGAGAGACAAAAAUAAAAUUCGAGCAGGGAAAAUAGAAAGAAAAAAAAAUUCGUGCACCAAAAAUGUCUGAAAAAAAAUUCGUGCAGAGACUUUUUAAUAGGGAAAAUUACAGGGCCUAUCGGAGGUACAGUGUAAGGAUGUCCCCCAAAUUUGGAAAAUAAGCGUUCUAAAUCGUGUUUUAAGAAGUUUUUUCGGGGAAAAUGUGUUUUAUACCUUAAUUAAAAUGAUGUUAGUCCGAAAAAAAUAUUUUUGACCCUAUUUUUCUUUGUCCUGAAAAAAUUGUUGAGUGCGGAAAAAUAUCCCCCCCCCCCCGCUCGCCAGCAAUUUUUGGGAAAAAAUAAAAUUCGAGCAAGGGAUUAUUAAAAAAAAAUAACCGACACACCAAAAAAUUUUGAAAAAAAAAUCGUGCACGUUGAAAAUGGACCACCCCCCCCAUCAUUUUUCUAAUGGUCCGCCCCUUAUUGUUUUACAAAUAUUACAAACUUAGCGCAUGCCUAAAUUUAGACUUUCACAAAUGUUUAUGUAUAAUUAUCAUUUGAAAUCGAAAAAACAAAGUAGCAAUGAAUCUCAGUUAAAAUUUCAAACUGCAUUUGAAUACCAUUAGGCUACUAGGCAAAAGAUAAACUUUGCAUACAAAUAAAUUGAAUUUAAGCGUAUUGUCUAUUGAUUAAUAUCCAGUAAUGUCAACGCAUAUAUGGCACAUGCUAGUCCCACGUCUAAAUAUAAAUAUCAAAACAAUUAAUAAGCUUACCAAGUCGCCCUGACAUAGUCUCAAAAAUCAUAAACAAGCAUCAGAGAUAGCACACUAUAUACACGCCUUUCAUUGAGAAUUCGUCAAAACAUUUCAAGCUUGAUUAAAGUCUUUACAGACUUUACAUUCCAGCAUGCAACAUAUACAAUGCACGUGGAAAAGAGGAAGUCAGGAUUCCGGAUGUUUCCGGUUAAUUCAAUCCAAUUUUUGAAGCCUUAUCCAAUUCAGCAUUUAAGCAUAUUAUACUGAAAUAGUUCAACAUGGGAAAUGAGUUAACCAGUCUUUUUUCUAGGCAAGGAUUAAAAUAAGGUUAUUCCGCCCCCCGCCGGUCAAAUAAAUCCAAAAUGUUUCAUACCUUGUUUAGCAACACAUGUAUAACUUCCGCAAGCAAUGGAAACAUUAUUUCUAAACUAAUUUAUAUUUAAUGAAGGUUGUGGUAAUAACAUAUCACAAAUUUCAGUUCAUUAAAUAAUAAAAUUCAGUUCAUUAAUUAUAUGCAGAAAUACCAAAAUUUCACACACACCCCUGCGGCUAAACGCACCCGAUUCCCCCCGUUUACCAUCACGUUUCGAAACACCCAGGUAUGUGCCUACUUGAAAAUACCCAUCCCGAUUUUUCCGGCUUCAGGUGGUAGUAAAGUCCACCACAGCCCGGUCUAAGACAAAAGUAACUUUUCAGUUGUAUGAAUAUCUGAAAUAUAUUCAUGUUCAUGCCUCGUUCUUUAAAAAUAUAUCUUAUUCAACGUAUAAUAGCGCGCUAUUUAUAAUUGUAAUUAUAAAUGCACGAUGAAUAUAUUAAUUAAAUCACGCAAAAUAUUAUACAGUGUAAUCUUCCAAAUAUAUAUGUUCAUUCCUCGUUUUUCAAGACAAAUGUAACUGUUUAGGUGCAUGAAUAUCUGAAAUAUGCAUGUUCAUUCAGUACUAAUUUAACGCUCAGUAUAGGGACUCGCGCGCCGGAAUUAUACUAAAUCACGCAAAAUAUUACACCGUCAUUGUCAUUAAUUAUAGCCUAAUAAUCGAUUAUGAAUCUUCUCAAUCUUCAUCUCAAUUCUAAAAUAUAUAUGUUCAUUCCUAGUUCCUCAACACUCAAUAAAUAACUAUUCAGUUGUAUGAAAAUAUUAAAUAUAUACAUGUUCAUUCGUAUACUGAUAUGCACGACUCAGUAUACGACUCGUCGGAAUUAUAUUAAAUCACGCAAAACGCACUGGGGGAUACGAGGUACGAGAGUUAUUUUAAAAUGUGUGUGUGUGUGUUCAUUAGUUUAUACAUUAUAGUUAUACUAAAAGCAUUGCGGCUUCAAGAAUAAACAAGAUGACAAACAAUAUACUGUAGGUAUUUAUACAGCAACAGUUUCUUCCUAAUUGCAAAUUCAAUUGUCUUACACCUACACCAAUGAAAGCAUUUAUAUUAAUUAUAACUUCCUCUCACAACUUUAUUCUCUGUCUAUUAUUUUUUCGCAGUAAGCAGUCACAUUGACAUGCAUCGUUCAUGCAAAUUAAUGCUAGCAUUUUCCUCAGUUGCGAUUUCAUCCAUAAUCAGCUUAUUAUAUCUACGUAUCCACAUAUCUAUAUUUUCAUUUUAUCAUUUCGUUUCAAACUAAAUCUUUAUAUUUCCAAUUUAAAUGUAUCUUUGCAUAAUAGUGCUAUUUUUCCAAUACUUUAUCAGUUAGGUGACAGGUGCUUGGUUCGUCGUCAAUUUGUAUCUAAUUUCCAUGCCGUUUUGUGCUCCUAAAACCAACUCAACAGCCUAUUUUCUGCAAUCACAAUCUUCCUGUUUUCGCGUCGGCAACAUAUAUACAAGUAGAAACAAGGUCUUCGACGUUCUUGCAAGUUUAAUAACGAUCGAAGUUUGAGGGUUCACCAUUUGACCUGCGUAGGACUCAAGUCAUCCGCCACUCGUGAAACAUUAGAGAGUUUGAGCAAGAUAACGAAGUCGGACGACGACGACGUGGUUGACAAUUUUUGCCUGUCUUGCGCAUUACCUUGCGCAUUCUGAGUUUAGGGUCAGGAGUGAAGACAUAUUAGAGAUUCAUGUCUAGCUGUUUAUGAAUGCUGACCCAAAUCCUUACCCUGAUCAGGAUAAAACAGCGAGACAUGAAUCCAUAUCCCGUCUUCGUUCUUCUGCCUUCGUUCACAACGAAUAUUUUGGCAAAAUUCGUCGUGAACUUCGUUCUGCACGAAGGCAGAGGGACAAAGGCGGGAUAUAGUUUUAUGUCUCGCUGUUUUUUUCUGGAUCAGGGCAAGAAUUAUGGUCAGUAUUCAUAAACAGCGACACAUGGGCAACCACCAGUGACGUCCAACUCAGUAUGCGCAAGAUAAUGUGCAGACGGCAAAAAUUGUCAAGUAUGCCUUCGCCUUCGUACUUCGUUGUCCUGCUCAAACUCUCUAUUCGUCACGAGUGGACACGGAUCGUAAAAGUUCACGAAUUUAACGAGUCGUACGAAUUUCGUGAUGGUUUACUAUUUGACCAGGCACCACUCGUAAAACGUUUGUCACGAGUGGACGCGGGUCGUAAAAUUUCACGAAUUUAACGAGACGUACGAAUUUCGUGAGGGUUUACCAUUUGACCAGGCACCACUCUUAAACGUUCGUCACGAGUGGACGCGGGUCGUAAAAUUUCACGAAUUUAACGAGUCGUAUGAAUUUCGUGAGGGUUGACCAUUUGACCAGGCACCACUCGUAAAACGUUCGUCACGAGUGGACGCGGGUCGUAAAAUUUCACGAAUUUAACGAGUCGUACGAAUUUCCUCAGGUUUUACCAUUUGACCAGGUGCAUAGGACUUAAGUUAUCCACCACUGGUACAUUCGUUGUGAGUUCACACGGGGCGUAAAAUUUCACGAAUUUAACAUGUCGUACGCAUUUCGUGAGGUUUAGGUUUCACAAUUCGUAUGGAUGUUGGACUUAUACAGGCACUUCUUAAUUUUAUUUCGUUAUAAUUGGAUGAUAUGUAACUUAAAUUAUUAAUAGUAAUAUACAAAUAAGAAGCACGUCUCGUCAAUCACAACUUACGAAUUUCACGAGUCGUUAAGUGCGACAGUAUUGGGCAACCAUCUUGGUCACGUGCCAAAAAUCUCCUCUAAAAGCAAAAAUUUGCAUUAAAAACACAUGAAACAUUUAAAGAAGCGUUAACGUUUCUACAUUGAAGAUGCCAAUAAUAAAACAAUACUAGCUGCAAUUACGAAUACUUAUCCCCGAGCCGACGGCGCGAAGCGCCGUCCAAAUGUACUAAUUCCCCCCGGCAAUUUACACCCGGGGAAACGAAAGCAUUAGCGAAGUCUAAAGUUCAUCAAUGAUCGCGGGCGUGGCUCACCAACGAUGUUUCGGUGGGUGGUCAUCCUCACUGAUCUCAAAAAUAUGGCGGACUCUCAUGAAUAGCGGACACUGAUUGGUCCAAUUUAAAGUUUGCAUUAUAACGACUGUAUGACGACAGCGAAAUAGCAAACAUUUCUUGAUUUGAUGAUUGAUAAAUUUCUUGCAAAUAUAUUUCACGUUUUCUCGCAUUUUUGCAAGAUUUUGUAAAUUUCAAAAGCUUUCUCCGAAAGAAAGGGCGAAAGAAUCGGCUAAAGGAAGGAAGCCGACGUUAAGGAAGGUAAAUUUGUUUUAAAUCUUCAUUUUAUAAUUGCUUUGAAACCCGAUGGCCUUUGCGUAUAUGAAACAACCAAACAAGACAGCAUAUAAUUUCAGUGUAUCUUUAAUACUGAUUCCCUUUUUUAUUUUAUUGAUUUUUUGCAUGCGAGAAUUUGAAAUAAUUUUAUUGCAAACUCAAAGUUUAUCGAUAAAGCCAUUUAAUUAUUAAAGUUUAGUUUUAUAUUAAAGAACACUUUAAAACGUUUUGAAGCGUUUGAGGUUGAAUUUUACCUUAAAUUGAAGCUUAUAUUACGUAUAAUAACAUACAUAACAUACAUAUGUUGGGAAAUUGAUAAUUUUGUAAUUAAAAGUGAUAUUUUUAGGCGAUUUUUCAUUUGUAAAAAUAUUCUUAAAAAAUUAUCGUGUUACCAUGACAACUACUUUAGAUACUUCAUGUUCGGAAAUGCAAUGGUUUUGUCAGCCAGGCGAUCCAGUAUCUACUCUGUGGCGAGGGUUUCUGCAUGCAUGUAUUUUCUAGUAUAUAGUUAUAUUACAGGUAAAAUUACAUAAUGUGCAUCACGCGCAUUUAUUCGAUAGGGCGCCGAUUCCUUCAACGAACAUCAGAGGUAUUCAUUUAAAUGUAAUAGUGUAUAUUAAAUUUCAAGGAUAUUAAAUUUUUCAUGUUAUUAAAGAUUAUCAUAUAUAAUAUUUACAUGGUAUUUUCGAAUUUUACUGACUUCGAACUUUUCGUCAAAGUGCAUGUACGAGAUUUUUGGAGUCUUUUGCCUUUGUAAUGCUCCUUCAUAAACUUGCACACAAACGGCUUUUCCCAUUGCAUCAAAUAAGGACGAGUUGAAUUUUUCAAACCAAAGGAGUUCCUCAAUUAUCCAGAAUAAGGUUGGGGAAAUAAUUGAAGAGAAGUUCACUAAAAUGAUAUGAGUAAAAACUCAUAUGAUUUAUGUUUUUAGAGUAGAAGUGGCCAGCCUGGUGCUAAUGGUGUUGAAGGACCUAGAGGACCUAAGGGUAAACAAGGUCCAAUGGGAGAUCCUGGUCAACCAGGUACAAAUGGAAGCCCGGGUGAGACUGGUGAACCUGGAAGGAAGGGUACCCCUGGAAUCCGUGGAGCUCAAGGUCCACCAGGUCCUCCUGGACCCAAAGGAGACAAGGUACUCUUAUAAUACAUGCGUUGCAGGAUAGAAAUACCGUAUGCUUCAUUUUUCAUGGUAAAAUUUUGAAUUUACAUAUUACAAAUAAUGAAUGUCUAGGAGAAGAUGUAGUACAUGCUGUAGGAGUAUUUUCAUGAGGUCGAAGAUGAAACCAUUUUAUUCGACAAGCGACAUCCGAAUUGAAUGGAACGUUCUACCUUUCAACAAAUGAGAAAAUUGCUACUACUGUAUGAAUAAAAACAUUCAUGAUUUGGUUUACAUAAAAAAUCAUUGUUAUUGAAUGAUUUAUCACAAAUAUUAAAAUGAAUACUAUAAUCAUUAUAAAAUUAAUACUAUUCUCAAAACAGUCUAACAAGCAAGGCAGUAAUUAUGAAAUCUGCAGAAUCAUGCAAUGGAACAAAAACGUACAAUUCUACAAAGGCCCACGGCUGGGAUGCGCGAUAGAACGUUCUAAUGCCUGGCGAACAGUUAUUCUAUAUCAGCCAUUAUAAUAGACCUCUCCCCUUAUGAGUGAAUGUAGAGUGAGUAUGAUUUUGAUAUAGAUAUGCCUGGACAAAAAUUUCAGCACAGCUUGAAAGAGCAUCACAAAAUUAGUAAUAUUCCAAAGUUUCGUUGCGAAAUGCUGUAAAGUGCGGAUCAUAUAGCCUUGCGAAGUUUGCCGUUUUCCAGUCAUUUUGCAUUACAAACGGGAAAUUGAUAAUCAGAUGAUCAAACUGAUUAUCAAUUUCCCAUUUGUAAUACAAAAUGACGGAAAAACGGCAAACUUCGCAAGGCUAUUUUAUCCUCAUUUUACAACAUUUCGCAACGAAACUUCGGAAUACUACUAAUUUUGCGAUGCUCUUUACAGCUGUGAUAAAUUUUUUGUCCAGACUUGUUUAGAUCAAAAUUUCACUCAAAAGGGGGAAAAGUCAAUAUUGACCACAAUUUGACAAGGUAUUAUGGUAAUUAUGGACGUGCUGAACAAGAGAUUCUAAUAAGACGGCACAUGGGUUUUGUAUUCAAUAUUAUCAUUUGUUUACGGAUUUCAAAUUUAUGCUGAUUUGUGAAACUAUAAAUGCAGUUUAUAUACGUUACACACGAUGAGUUUAUAGCCUACAAUUCUUGUUGCUGGCGCAAUUUGCAAAUUCUACAGGGUGUAUCAAAAUAAACGCAAUUCAUCUUUUGUGCUUAAUAACUUUCGAAAUACUAUUUCUAGUUAAACGCUUUUGGGCUUACUUCAAAGCCUGUUCUUUUCUCUUUCAAACAAACUAUUAUCCUUGUCUCCAAUGCUAGUAAUAAUUGCACAGGAAAAGAUUUAGUAAAACCUAUCAUUUUUAGUUGCUGUUUAAUUAUGCAAGUUUACUAUGUUAUUGUUUAGUCGGUUUAAAUGUUAGAAUUUUCUUCUUUAAACUUUAAUGUUGUGGUCACUACAUCUGGAAAACCACGUAAGAACAAAUUAAAAGUAUUUUAAAAGAGACCAGGUUGUUUGCAAAUCCUAAACGAAUGCUAAAAAUCGUCAAAACAUUCUGAUGUCUGAGCCAGAGUGUCAUCGAAUUGCGAUGUAAUGUAAACAGAAAUUAUAGCAAGUUGAUGUCAGUCAGCUUAGAUGGUCCAAGCCAAAAUUAUAUCGCAUUUGGAGUUUCAAACUGAGUUAAAAAUAGUGGAAGAAAAGCCGUAAUUAUACUUAUUGUUACAAUCCAUUUAAUAAAAUGCAACAUUUGUUUGUUUUAAUGAAAAAAUGUAAUUAUUUUCAUGAGAACGAUUUGUUAUUCCAUCUCAAUUUUUUUAAUCUCCAAUCGCAAUAACGUAAAGUAUUAUUACCCGCGAACCAAUGAGUCAAAUUUAAGAAACAACCCACUGUUAGAAAGCUGAAUGGCUACGCUUUAAAAUGAAUGUAAACUUUAACGUUUUCGUCUAUUAUUUGUUUAGCAAUUUACAUUUCAGUCGAGGAUUGCGCUUUUUUUGAUACAUGUACACCCUGUACAAAAUUGGCCGAAAGGAAAUGUCAAGCUUAACAUUCCUGUUACAGCGUCGAUUGCUAUUUUAAAACUACAUGCAACAUCACUAUUUAUAUACAAUAGGCUAUAUGUGUAAGGAUAAUAAUUCUCACCAGUACCUUGUUGAAAUGAAGAUAGGUAGCCAUGUUACUAAUUGGUGCUGUUUUUGGAAAUUGUAGGGACCAGCCGGUAAACGUGGAGAGCGAGGUUUGAAGGGACCUACCGGCAGUCAAGUAAGUGUUUUAUUGCAUGCUACUGCAUGUAAUUGUGAUCUAUUCCAGAAGAGUGUUAGAGGAUUUUUUAUUCAUUAAUUUGUGAUGCAUUACUGUGAAACCAUAGCGUGCAAUUGAACAGAAAUUGUUAAAUCGCCUAUUUCUAAAAAAAACAAAUGACGUAUAAUUGUAUAGAACUUGGUAUGAACCUGCAUGCCGGUUUGAUAGGAGCCUUCUAUAGGUAGUGGCUUAGCGACAUUUUUACACCCUUUUUGGUGUUCUUUGAUGUAAUAUUUGUUCUUUUUGUAAAGGGUUUGCCUGGUAAGCCUGGUGAUCCUAGUGCUAGGGGGCGAAAG
Messenger RNA from Paramuricea clavata, 15240 nucleotides. The record is from the annotation of a GenBank genome assembly. Lineage: Eukaryota; Metazoa; Cnidaria; Anthozoa; Malacalcyonacea; Plexauridae.